GCUGCAACGAAUGGCCCGAGGCUAUUUGAUCAGGAAGCACGUCGCGUGGUUGUCGAAGAACGCGAGAAUCAUCCAAUGCGCGUUCAGGAUCCAUAUGGCUCGGAAGGCGUAUAGGGCGGCGCUGCGCCGAGCCGUGCGCCAGAAACAUGGACGCCACUACGAUCGAGCUGCUACUAGGAUACAGGCUCUUUGGCGUGGCCACUAUUCAAGACGCACCAAAUUCUGCUACCGCCGCUACCGCCGCUGGCUGACCACCGUGACUGAGCGAGGCGAGCGGCGGGCCGCUGAGGCCCUGGAGUUCGGCCUCAUCAGCAGGGCUGACGACCUCAGGAUCCUCGAGGAGGAAGCCAGGAAAUGGCUCGCCUUUGUAGUGUUCAAACUGCAUCACCUUCUCAGGACUUUCAGCCGCGCGGGAGUCUACUCUGAUCCAGCCACCACAGAACUAACACAAUUUGAAAAGCUUCUACGCUCAAUUCACUACAAAGAAUACAUGAAGAGAUUGAGACGUAAAUAUGACGAAUUUGUCAGAAAACAUCGUCCUAAUUUCUCUAAUAAGAGGCUGUUUCCUAUUAUUGGGGAUGGAACCGAUUAUUGGUAUUUGUCUUUAGCAGAAAUGUACGAUUUAACCAGUCCAGUACCAAAGGUUCCCGACAACCGUCAUUUGCAAUUGCAUCACGGGUCCAUACACAAGGAACCUUUUUUGUGGAGGAAAGUGAGGCCUCCUACAGCCUUUUUUGAUAGAGGACCCUUCAUAGCAAAGUCACCUGUGAGGUCCAGGAUACCAGUCGCCCCAGCGCCGACCCCUGCGGAAGCCGGAGAUGCUGAACCUCAAAAAGACCCCAGAUUCCAUCUGUAUGUCCAACAUUACACUCCUCAACCGAAACUAAUGGAUUAUGUAGACUUCCAUAUUAACAUUUUGGUAAACCGGAAAAGCUCCAUACAACAUGUGUAUGACAACUAAGUUUGGAUAUAACUCUGCUUACGUCACGCUGGUGUCACGCUACAGAAACUGGACUGACAUAACAAAACUAGUACGUCGCCUGCCUUGUUUUGAUAAUUGUAACUAGAUGAGGAACUCAAA
Messenger RNA from Leguminivora glycinivorella, 1081 nucleotides. RefSeq lists its product as uncharacterized. The record is from RefSeq and is a predicted model, not a curated record. The transcript has 2 exons. Gene Ontology annotation, molecular function: protein binding. NCBI's taxonomy places the organism in Eukaryota, Metazoa, Arthropoda, Insecta, Lepidoptera, Tortricidae. Bases 11 to 961 code for a protein of 316 amino acids.